UUAUAUACAUAAUCUCAUGGAAGUUGACCUUUGCUUUGUUAUGGACUGCACUAGUUCUAUGGGGGGUCAUAUUAACGCUGCUAAAGUCUGUAUCCUAAAUGUGGCAAAACAUAUGGAAAAGAUGAAGCCAAGUGUUAAAAUUCGAUUCGGUUUCUGUGGCUACCGCGACUACUGUGAUGGUGCUAAUCGCCUGCAGAUUUUUCCCUUCACUGAAUCGUAUGUGCAAUUCGAAAAUGACUUAUCCGGUGUUUCAGCCUUGGGCGGUGGAGAUACUCCGGAAGACGUCCUAGGCGGACUCAAUGUAGCCGUAAAUCAAAUGUCCUGGCGCAAUGAAGCCCGCAUAAUUUUUCAUAUCGGAGACUGUCCACCACAUGGCCGUCGUUACAAAAACAUUGAUGAUGACUACCCUAAUGGCGACCCGAACGGUCUAACUGCAGAAAGAGUCAUAAUUGGAGAAUUUCAAGUAUAUGAUCUUAACUCUGUAGAUACGGGGUUGUUA
Molecule: messenger RNA, 499 nt
Organism: Funneliformis mosseae
Lineage: Eukaryota; Fungi; Glomeromycota; Glomeromycetes; Glomerales; Glomeraceae
Source: the annotation of a GenBank genome assembly